Molecule: messenger RNA, 1817 nt
Organism: Orbicella faveolata
Lineage: Eukaryota; Metazoa; Cnidaria; Anthozoa; Scleractinia; Merulinidae
Biological process (GO): anatomical structure morphogenesis; regulation of transcription by RNA polymerase II; cell differentiation
Molecular function (GO): DNA-binding transcription factor activity, RNA polymerase II-specific; RNA polymerase II cis-regulatory region sequence-specific DNA binding
Source: RefSeq, a predicted model, not a curated record
AAAUAGAUUAGCCGUGAGGGGGGAUUAAUGGAAAAUCAGCCCAAGACUACAAACACGCAAGUCGGCCAAAACAAUUCACAAAAAACUCCAGUUGUGUUAAUCUGCGUCUUAGGAAAAGCUAAAAACACAAAAUCAGGUUGGAAACGUGUUUCUCCAUGUUCUUUUUGAAAGCGGGGAUGUCAAUUCGGUUACCCAUGCGUGCAACCCCGGGGAUCACAUUCUUGUUCCCACUUCAAAUAUAAACGCUAUAAAUAUUCUCCGCAUGUGGUCGUAAUGUUACAGUUCCCACGAUCCUCCACCACUACCGUAAGAACAAAAGACCGCUUACAAGUCGCCGUAUUGGCUCGGUCACGUGACACGCUUGCCUAGCGUUUAUAAACUGGAACGCGUUUGCAAAAUGCUAUAGUGCUUUGUGAAGCAACUUGAAGGCCACUUGACUGUCACAGUUGGAUUAAGACUUAUCUGUCUUUGCUUAUUCAGGAAAUCAUUUACAGAAGAAGAUGUCAGCGUUUAGUCCUGUCUCAAACUACGAAAAAGGUGCGGAUUAUUUUCCGUCUGUUCCGUCCGUUAGUACAGUAACGUGGCCUAGCGCUGUUCCACCAGCCUUUGAUCUCGGACCGUGGUAUUCGUGGGGACUACCACACUCCAAAUUGAACUGUCACGGGCCUCCUCCUCCACCAGCUGUUACCCCGUUGGAGUACACAAGCUUUUGGCCGACUGUACCCUCCCUAGGAAGCUGUGGUUUCUUCCUACCCUCUGGAAGUUCCCUGGCUAGAUCGUACGAGAAACCAAGUCAAUCCUACAUUGGGCUCAUCGCGGAAGCCAUCCUCAGCUCUCCGGAGAAGAAGCUUGUGCUAAGCGACAUUUACAGUUACAUCCUAACACGCUAUCCGUACUUCAGGACCAAAGGCAGUGGUUGGAGGAACAGCAUUCGACACAAUCUGUCGCUAAACGAUUGCUUCAUCAAGGCUGGUCGAAGUCCAAAUGGAAAGGGACAUUUCUGGACGAUUUGCCCCAUGUAUUACGAAGACUUCUUGCACGGAGACUAUCGCCGGAGAAGAGCUGGGAAGCCGUGUCUAAAGUUGGAUUUGAAAUCCGAGCGACUUCUGGCCGAUCCUCACCGUUACUUCGCCUUUUUCAGCGAAGAAGCAAAGCCGAGCACGAUCGCCCAAAGGGAGACAACUCCGCCGAGAUACGAAGAACGCGAGCGUGAUGAAAUCAGAGACAGAGAGAUCGACUGCGUUUCGAUCGAACAGUGUUCGCCUGAACACGAAUCAGGACGAAGAAGAAGCUUCGACGUGCAGAGUUUACUUUCGCCUCCGCAUUAAAUAGACUAUACAAAAUAGAACAAAGACAUGAAUUAAGGACAAGAACAUAAUUUAUAUAUAACGUCUGGAUUAUGAUAAUUUAAUUUUAUGUAUUUAGUAUCUUACAAAGUUAUUCUCGGGUCCUAGUUUAUCCAGAAAAAAACUUUCCAAUCAUUCCUAUGUAUGAGAAAGUCAAACAAGAAAAAGGGGGAAAAAUAAUAUCCAUUUUCAUGUUUAGAUCUUGAAAUCAACAACGCAAGUUUGUGUUGCGUGCGGACGAGUGAUAUUAAUUCAUGAACACAACUUGAAAACCGCAAAUUGCAUUUGUUUAUGUAAGUUUAACGAUCGCACAUAUUGUCUUUUAAUUCCGGUCUUUUUCUCAGCUAAAAUCAUUCUUUGUAUUAUAAGGAAAAUAGUUAGUGGUAUUACCUUAUUUCAUGGUUCAAAGCUGGAUGAACUAUAUAUAUUGAAGAAUGGGGAAAGAAAAAUAAAGAAAAAUUUCCGACACUA